GCCACAACCAUUUCUUUUCCUCUCCUCUCUUAAUUUGAUUCAUGUUAAAACAAAUUUCAAUAAUAUUUUUUUAGAAGAGGAGAGAGAAAGAGAUAGAGAACCCGUUCUUCUUUUUUUCCAUUAACAUUUUCAAUCUCUUUCACCUAAGACACGUUCCUCUUUCCAUUCCUUUCUUCCUCCGUCCCAUUCUCGAAUUGGCGUGUGCCUCUUGCUAUCCCUCAAAGGUUGUGCUAAGGAGGUUGAAUCCGAGAAUUUCAUUGCGUUUUGCUUUGCGUUGACUUUUGUGGAUGCAGAAGAUAACUGAUAAAUCUGAUGAUAGGAUCACUGGGGUUGUGAAUCAAUGCAUGUUGGGAAGUCUUUUGAAGCAGAAGAAUGGACUUCUUUACUAGAGACAUAAAUGAGGACUCUAUGCUUAGAUGUCCAUUCUUGAGGAACAUCAAUGAGCCUACUAACUUCUCAUUCUUUUCACCUUUGGCUUUACCAAUGCCUGUUCGUGGAGCUAAAGGUCCAAUUUUUGAAGAUGGUCCCAAUUUUGAUUUGGCAUUUAGGCUUUUCCACGGGAGUGAUGGUGUAGUACCCUUAUCUGACAGAUCUUUUCGGCCUUCUGAGAAGAAAGUACAGGCAGAACCUCCCAAAUCCCAAUUCAAUCCUUUAGCUGCAAAGGCAGCAACUAUUAGUCUGUCAUCAUUUGGAUUUGGCGGGGCUUUCGGUUUUGAUGCAUUUUCUGAGAAGUGGAACAACCAGAAAAGAAAAUCCAAAUCAUCAAAAAAUGAACCUUCUUCACAGGAUGGUUCAAAGCAUGAGGCCAACAAUGAUUGGCUUCAAAAUGGUAACUGCCCCAUUGCAAAGUCAUACCGAGCAGUUAGUAAUGUCCUUCCACUUGUUGCAAAGGUCAUUCAGCCUCCUCCAGGCAUAAAAUACAAGUGCCCACAAGCAGUAGUUGCAGCGCGGGCAGCUAUUGCACGCACUGCAUUUGCAAAGAACCUCCGUCCUCAGUCCCUGCCUACGAAGGUCCUCGUGAUUGGGAUGCUGGGCAUGGCGGCUAACGUUCCCUUGGGUAUAUGGCGGGAACAUACUAAGAAAUUUUCGCCGACAUGGUUUGCUGCAGUCCAUGCAGCUGUUCCAUUCAUAGCAAUGCUAAGGAAGUCUGUCUUGAUGCCUAAAUCAGCAAUGGCAUUUACUAUCGCGGCAUCGGUGUUGGGGCAAGUAAUUGGUUCGAGAGCUGAGAGGUACAGGCUGAAGGCAGUUGCUGCAAAAAAGGUGUCUAUAACUGAAACCUCUGGUGUUGGUCCUCUCCUGUUACCAGUGGCUACUACAAAAGACAAGCACUGUGGUGAUGCUGUGGAUUGGAAAGCAGUUUCUCUUCAGCUGGCAGCAACUUCACCAACUGAUGUAUUUUGUUGAUGAUUAAUUUGUUGUGUGUAAUUUGUCUCUAUUGUUAUCCGAGUGUGCAAUUAGUUACCACUUUUUCGGUGCUCCCAUGUCACUCUGAAUGCCUCAGUUGGCAGUAAUAAAAGUAUUGAUGUUUUGUCAUUUAGAUUUUUUUUUCUCAUGUUCAAACAUAAUAAAUAAUUAAAGAAAAAGCCAAUACAAAACUAGUGUCAGUAUUCGCUUUAUUUGCUCCUUUCUUCAA
Glycine soja is the source of this 1633-nucleotide messenger RNA. RefSeq lists its product as uncharacterized. NCBI's taxonomy places the organism in Eukaryota, Viridiplantae, Streptophyta, Magnoliopsida, Fabales, Fabaceae. Bases 373 to 1404 code for a protein of 343 amino acids. The record is from RefSeq and is a predicted model, not a curated record. The transcript is spliced from 5 exons. Gene Ontology annotation, cellular component: chloroplast.